ACCAGAAAUGUCACACGUGUCUCAGAAUUCCACCUCAUGGGCUUGUCAGAGGAUCCAAAGCUGAAGCCUCUCCUCUUGGGACUGUUCCUCUCCAUGUACCUGGUCACGCUGCUCGGGAACCUGCUCAUCAUCCUGGCUGUCACUUCUGACUCCCACCUGCACACACCCAUGUACUUCUUCCUCUGCAGCCUGUCCUUGGCUGAUGUGGGGUUCACCUCCACCACGGUUCCCAAGAUGCUUGUGGACAUUCUCACCCACAGCACAGCCAUCUCCUUUGCCGGCUGCCUGAUUCAGAUGUCUCUCUUUCUCCUCUUUGCUUGCAUGGAUGAUUUGCUGCUGACAGUGAUGGCCUAUGACCGGUUUGUCGCCAUCUGUCACCCCCUGCAUUACCAGGUCAUCAUGAACCCCCGCCGCUGUGGCUUCUUAGUGUCAUUGUCCUUCGUGGCCAGCCUUUUGGAUGCUCUGCUGCACAGUUUGGUGGUCUUACAAAUUACCUGCUUCAAGAAUUUGGAGAUUUCUAAUUUCUUUUGUGAUCCAUCUCAACUUCUCAGUCUUUCUUGCUUUGCCACAUUCAGCAGUGACAUAGUCAAAUAUCUUGCUGGCAUCAUAUAUGGCUUCCUCCCUAUGUCAGGGAUCCUCUUCUCCUACUAUAAAAUCGUCUCCUCCAUUCUGAGGGUCCCAUCACCAGGUGGAAGGUAUAAAGCUUUCUCCACCUGUGGCUCUCACCUGACAGUGGUUUGCUUAUUUUAUGGAACAGGCAUUGGAGUGUAUCUCAGUUCAGCUUUCUCUGAUUCUGUUGGGGAAAGUGCUUUGGCCUCAUUGGUGUACACUGUGGUCACCCCCAUGCUGAACCCCUUUAUCUACAGCCUGAGGAACAGGGACAUGAAGAAGUCCAUGCAAAGGGUACUCAACAAAUUAGUCUCAUUCCAGUGCCUGAGCUAUGCAUUGGGACUCGGCGGGAAAAGUAGCAAUACUAUGCAUUAG
Molecule: messenger RNA, 984 nt
Organism: Ochotona curzoniae (black-lipped pika)
Lineage: Eukaryota; Metazoa; Chordata; Mammalia; Lagomorpha; Ochotonidae
Product: putative gustatory receptor clone PTE01
Exons: 1
Coding region: 37-984 (315 amino acids)
Biological process (GO): G protein-coupled receptor signaling pathway
Cellular component (GO): membrane
Molecular function (GO): G protein-coupled receptor activity; olfactory receptor activity
Source: RefSeq, a predicted model, not a curated record